CGUCCAAACGCAUCGUGGAAGAGAAAUUUGGAGUGGUCAUAGUCGGUAACAGUGGCCGUCAGUGAAAGUCAAGAACCAAAAAAAAAAGGAAAGAAGAAUCGCCGGCGAAGAUUCACCCCAGUUGGCUUCGAUCCUGAAUCAGCCUCCUCCUUCUAUUCGAUCUCCCAGUUGAUGGACAAAGCAAAAGCCCCUGAAGUUAAGGAUUCUGUACCGAAACUUUACUCCAAUCCUAAUUCCGAAGCUAAAUAUUACAGCCUCUCGUUUCAGGCAUCGGUAUUAGCUAUUAAGAAGAGAAAGCCUCCCAGCUUGGUGAGCUUGUGUCUAGGAGUUAUUGGCAGACAUUUUGAGGAUAUUAUCGAAGAUCUCACCGAGAUAGCUGCUAAUUUUCCGUCCAAUAUGAAGAUGGCACUUGUGGCAAUUGCAAGAAGGAGAAGGCUAUUGAAUGACAAUGUCAUUGUUGCAUUGGCUGAUAGUUCUUGGGAAAUCCUGGACUUAUCUGACUCAGAGGUUUCUGAUUUUGGCCUAUUACAAGUGGUUGGAACAUGCAAACAUCUGCAAGCAGUUGAUAUAAGUCGCUGCAGCAAGCUCACGUCUGCUGGUGUAUCAGAACUCUUGCAGAAAUGCCAGUCUCUUGAAAUACUGAGAUGGGGAGGCUGCCCUCGGAGUGAGAACACAGCUCGCAGAUGCUUUGCUUUGUUGAAACCAACACUAGAGCAUGUGGAGGGAGAAUCUUGGGAGGAACUUGAUACCUCAGAAAUAGCUCAUGGUGCGACAUCCCUGCGUUGGCUCUUAUGGCCAAAAAUUGAAAAGGACCAGCUGGAGAGUUUGUCUGACGAGUGCCCACGAAUCAUAGUAAAUCCAAAGCCGUCACCACUGGGUUACAGGGGGCUUGAUGUUCCUAGAGAAGCAAGACUAAAUGUCUCAUUAGACGAUCCCAUUGUUGAAGAUAUUGACCCCAAAACCUGGGCAGUAUGUGGAUUUGUACCUAGAACAUCACCAUCAUCAGUUUCAAGCACAGAAGAGUUACCCGUGGCGGAAAAGUUUAGACUUGCAUUUCUAGAGAGAGAUAAUCGGCUAGCACCAAAGCGAGCAAAGAAUGCAAGACAACAUCAGCGACGUGCAGAAAAGGAAUGGGUAAUGAUGAAUAGUAGGGCAAAAGCACUAGCACUUGCUUCGCUGGCUAGCAAAUCCCUUAACAUUCGGAACUGAAAAUAGAUGUGUACUUCUAUAAACCUGUAUCUCAUCUUUGUCAGCCAAUAGAAAGAGCUUCUGUGCACGGGUAACUGGGAAAGCUUUUCUUUGCAACUGACCAUUGAGAGGAAGGCAAAUAUUUCCCGAGCUUCCAACAAAGAUUUUACAUACAGUGGUUUCUUUCAGGCAGUGGAAGAGUCUAUUUGGGUCAUCACACUGUUGAAAGGGAGGCCACUGUCAAGCAAGCCUGCCUCUCUCCUCUGGUCAAUCCUCUGGUAAGGUGUGUGUAUUGUUCUUUGUAGUCGUCUUUGGCAUGUAUGUAUGUAUAUUAGGAUUUUUUCUGCUGAGGAUGAUUUAAUGAGGUGCUCCAUUUUCUUUUUUCA
This is a messenger RNA of Nicotiana tabacum (common tobacco), 1574 nucleotides long. RefSeq lists its product as uncharacterized. Lineage: Eukaryota; Viridiplantae; Streptophyta; Magnoliopsida; Solanales; Solanaceae. The record is from RefSeq and is a predicted model, not a curated record.